Melampsora larici-populina 98AG31 is the source of this 702-nucleotide messenger RNA. RefSeq lists its product as uncharacterized. Gene Ontology annotation, cellular component: nucleus. Gene Ontology annotation, molecular function: RNA polymerase II cis-regulatory region sequence-specific DNA binding; DNA-binding transcription factor activity, RNA polymerase II-specific. The transcript has 2 exons. Bases 86 to 538 code for a protein of 150 amino acids. Gene Ontology annotation, biological process: regulation of transcription by RNA polymerase II. The record is from RefSeq and is a predicted model, not a curated record. Lineage: Eukaryota; Fungi; Basidiomycota; Pucciniomycetes; Pucciniales; Melampsoraceae.
UAUCGGAUCGGGUAAAUCAUCUUAUACUUGUCUUUGGGAAGGAUGUUCAGGAAAUGGAAAAUGUUUUAAUCAAAGACAAAAGGUGAUGAGACAUUUACAAUCUCAUACUGGAGAUCGACCAUUUGAAUGUGAGAUGUGUGAAAAGAGAUUUGGUGAGAUGGCUACUUUGGUACAACAUCGUAGGACACAUACGAAUGAAAAGCCAUAUAAAUGUACAUUUGAAGGUUGUUCAAAAUCAUUUGCAUUACAAUCAGCCUUAACGAUUCAUAAACGAAUUCAUACAGGAGACAAACCGUUUAAGUGUACUAUAGAAGGAUGUUUAGCAAGCUUUAGUGAAUCUUCAAACCUUUCUAAACAUUUGAAAACUCAUCUAGGUUUAAAGAAUCAUGAAUGUAAGGUUUGUAAGAAAAAGUUUGGUAGAUCUGAUCAACUGCUUAGACAUAUGGGAACUCAUGAAUCGGUUAAUCUUAAGAAAAGAACUGAGGAGAGUAGUAGGGAGAAAGAGAAUGGUGGUAGGAUCGUUAAGAAAAGGAAAUAAAAGCAAUUUGAUUUUUUCCUUUGUUUGUUUGAUUUUUUUGAGGUAUUCAUUGGGUUCUGGUUUUUAGUUAUUUGUGAAUAGAUAGAAUCUAUUGGAAAAAUUGUCAACUUGUAGCACUACCAUUUUAUCUCUAACAUUAAUAAAAAAACAAAAUGACAGCAAGC